AUGCAGGAACAGGUCGACAGGCUGGUUGGGGAUCUUCUCGGCAAGGUGCAGGGACUGGAACCGUCCAAGCGGCUACUCGUGGGUGUGUCGGGCAUUCCAGGAUCUGGCAAGUCGAGUCUUGCGACCAAGCUUGUCUCGGCCCUCAACGCUGCAUCACAAGCAACAUCCUCCACAACCGACAUCGCCAUCUGCGUAGGCAUGGACGGGUGGCACUACCCGCGAGCUACACUCGCCACCUUUCCCAACCCGCAAGAAGCCUUCGACCGUAGAGGCGCAGAAUGGACCUUCGACGCCAAGCGCUUCGCCGACUUUGUGGCGGUAGUGAAGAACGACACAUCGCACACACUCACUGCGCCUAGCUUUGACCACGCGAAGAAGGAUCCACUGGAAGACGACGUAGCUGUACUGCCGACGCACAGGGUGGUGGUAUUUGAGGGACUGUACUGCAAUUGUGAUAUCGGGGAGUGGAAGAGGGCAGCGAGGGAUUUUGAUACGAGACUGGUGUUCCAAGUGCCGAAGGACGAGGCGAGAAGGAGAUUGGUGGUACGGCAUGUCAAGACGGGCGUCGCGAGGGACGAAGAUGAGGCUAUCUGGAGAGCGGACAACAACGAUUUGCCGAACGGCGACUGGCUCAUGUCGCAUCUUCUCGAGCCAUAUAUAGAAGUCAAGAGCAUCGAUGAUCCAUCUUGGCGCUGA
Molecule: messenger RNA, 696 nt
Organism: Sporisorium graminicola
Lineage: Eukaryota; Fungi; Basidiomycota; Ustilaginomycetes; Ustilaginales; Ustilaginaceae
Exons: 3
Coding region: 1-696 (231 amino acids)
Cellular component (GO): cytoplasm
Molecular function (GO): ATP binding; kinase activity
Source: RefSeq, a predicted model, not a curated record